Eremothecium sinecaudum is the source of this 1860-nucleotide messenger RNA. It is a transcript of the gene PRM15, whose product is annotated as phosphoribomutase PRM15. Gene Ontology annotation, molecular function: phosphopentomutase activity; magnesium ion binding. Lineage: Eukaryota; Fungi; Ascomycota; Saccharomycetes; Saccharomycetales; Saccharomycetaceae. The record is from RefSeq and is a predicted model, not a curated record. The coding region runs from base 1 to 1860 and encodes 619 amino acids. The transcript has a single exon. Gene Ontology annotation, biological process: carbohydrate metabolic process; purine ribonucleoside salvage.
AUGUUGGAAGCUGAUGUUCCAUCUGAUCUAAGACUACAGCUUAGCUUGUGGCUAGAAUAUGACAAGAAUGAAGAAACAAGAGCAGAGAUAGUUAAACUUAUUGCUGAUAAAGCAUGGGACGAAUUACGCCGAAGGGUACAUAAACGAAUCGGUUUCGGUACUGCUGGACUAAGGGCGAAGAUGGCUGCUGGAUUUUGCUAUAUGAAUACUUUAACAGUUCUCCAAGCCUCUCAAGGGUUAGCUUCCUAUAUUAAGACCCAAUUUCCCGAUAACCUGAAAGUAGUUGUGGGACAUGAUCACAGGUUUCACUCAAGGGAGUUUGCAGAAAUAACGAUAGCAGCAUUCCUACAGCUACAAUUUGAAGUAUAUUACCUAAAUUUUGUACCUAAUGGUGCUGAUACUGAUUCCUUCGUUCAUACUCCACUUGUUCCUUUUACUAUUGAAAACAUUGAGGGAGGAGCUGCGUGUGGUAUUAUGAUAACUGCUAGUCAUAACCCAAAAAUGGAUAAUGGCUACAAGGUUUACUAUGCUAAUGGAUGCCAGAUAAUUCCGCCACAUGACCUAAACAUUUCAAAUGCAAUUGAGGCAAACUUGAAGCCAUGGGAUAGGGCAUGGGAAACUAAACAAUUACUUGAGGAAGCGUGGAAGAACGGCAGGUUACAUGACGUUCAGGCUGAAAUGGUUGAGAAAUACAGUAACAAAAUAAAGGAUAACUUAAUAAGGAUUUCGCAUAUCCCUUCCGCGAGCACUCCUUUUUUUGUUUAUACUCCAAUGCAUGGCGUGGGCAACAAGAUCUUUAAACAGCUUACCGGAGAACUAUUACAACUUGAAGAAAAUAAGGACUAUGUUGUAGUGGCCGAACAAAGAGAUCCCGAUCCAAAUUUUCCUACUGUAAGUUUCCCUAAUCCUGAAGAGAAGGGAGCUUUGGAUAUGGGUAUACGGCUGGCAGAUACUAUUGGCGUUAGCCUAGUGAUUGCAAAUGAUCCUGACGCAGACAGGUUUUCGGUUGCAGUUAGAAAAGGUAACGAUUGGACUCAAUUAACAGGCAAUCAGAUUGGAUUUCUGUUUGCUUAUGCCGAGAUGGUGCAGUAUUCGAAAUCACAUAAAGAUAGGCCGCUUGCAAUGCUAUCUUCUACCGUGUCGUCUCAAAUGCUUGCUAAAAUGGCUGAGGUCGAUGGAUUCACAUUCAAGGAAACAUUAACUGGGUUCAAAUGGCUUGGGAAUUGCGCAAAGGAACUAAAACAGCAGGGCUACUACGUUCCGUUUGCGUUUGAAGAAGCUAUCGGAUACAUGUUCGGUAGUGUUGCCUUCGAUAAAGAUGGAAUUACAGCAGCAAUUGUGUUUCUACAAAUGUACUUGGAUUGGAAGCUUAAGGGUCUUUCCCCUCUUGACGUCUUAGAUGAAGGCUACGAGAAGUAUGGAAAUUUUGCAGAGUACAAUGGCUACUACAUAAUGCCAGAUUCAACUGCUGGCAAGAAAGUAUUUGACUACAUUAGAAACGAUAUGAUUCCAGAUGGAUACAGCUACCCUCAGAAACUUGGAGAUGGAUUUAAAGUUACAAAUUUUAGGGAUUUAACUGUUGGCUACCAAUCGAAUACCCCCGGAAACGUCCCUGACUUGCCCGUUGAUUCCAGCUCCCAGAUGAUCUCAUGCUCGAUAUCCCCAUCUAGCCAAGAUCACACAUCAGACACUGUCAGGUUCACAAUACGUUCAUCGGGUACAGAGCCGAAAUUAAAAGUUUACAUUGAAAGCUGUUCUUCUAACCAUGAAAAUGCCACGCGCUUAGCCAAGCAAACCUGGGAAGCACUAAAAAGAGAAUGGAUUAGGCCUGAAGUAACAGGUCUAACCACCAAUUUAUAA